UACUAUUUUUACUUCAGGUAGUUAUUAACGACGGUUUUGAUUUUUUUUUUUUUUAAGUAUAUGAUUGCAAAUAAAAAGCUAGUUACAUUUCUUUGCUGACCUCCGGGUGUCACUGUAUCAUCUGAAAAAUAUAGAAGUAGUUGUCCCUCCCCUCACAAAGCCUUUGUUUCAUAUCUAGAGCGGGGUAGGCAUAUGAUCCAAGCACUCCGGUGGCUGUUUCCUUAUUUUGCAUUUAGUAGCGAAACUAACAAUUUGACAUAUGCUGUCGCAGUAAACGUAGUUAGUGUGUGUUUGUAAGUCGAACAUAAAUAAUGGGGACGAACAGAAGGCGUCAAACAACGGACUACUAUUUUUUUAUGAUUCGCUUGUCUCUUCUGCUGUUUUGCGGAAAACUGUCUCAUGCUCAGAUACGUUAUUCUGUUCCUGAGGAGGUGAAAGAGGGAACUGUUGUUGGAAAUGUUGCAAAGGAUCUUGGUUUUGAAAUUUCGUCGUUGACCAACAGACGGUUCCGGGUUGUGUCUGGAUCCAAGGAUGCAUUUUUGGAGGUAAACCGGGACGAUGGGGUUCUCUUUGUUAAUAGGAAAAUCGACAGAGAGGAGCUCUGUCAAGGGAGCGGUGCCUGCUUAAUGGAGUUAAAGAUUCUAGUCGAAAACCCUUUGGAAAUGCAUCAUAUUGUUGUAGAUAUUUCCGAUGUAAAUGACCACUCUCCUGGUUUUCCCGAGAAAGAACAGACAUUUGAAAUAUCUGAACAGACAUUACCAGGAAAGCGUUUUCAGCUACACACAGCUCGUGAUCCAGAUGCUGGAAUUAACUCUAUUCGUACAUACACUUUGACUUCAAAUGAACAUUUUGAAGUAGACAUCCGUCAAAGUGACGAAGAUAAAAUACCGUUUUUGGUGCUGAAGAAAUCGUUAGACAGAGAACAAAAGGACAAACACACGUUGCUACUGACAGCGAUAGAUGGAGGUAAACCUCAAAAAUCAGGAACAUUGAACGUUACUAUCAUUGUUCUUGACAGUAAUGACAAUCGCCCAGUGUUUAGUCAGGAGAUUUAUCAAAUUGAAAUACAGGAAAAUGUCCCAAUCGGUACUUCAAUUUUUAAAAUGAAUGCAACAGAUCCAGAUGAAGGCACCAAUAGUGAGAUUCAAUACAGUCUUGGAAAAACUCUGAAGAAAAAAGUGUAUGACAUUUUUGAAUUGGACAAAUUAACUGGAGAAGUAAGGGUAAAAGGAAUGUUAGACUAUGAGGAGAACAACGUUUAUAGACUUGAUGUUGAGGCCUCUGAUAAAGGAACACCUCCACUGACUGGUGAGUGUAGAGUCAUUAUAAAAAUUAAAGAUAUCAAUGAUAAUCCACCUGAAAUAGAAGUCACAUCACUGUUAAACUCAGUGCCUGAAGAUUCAAAGCCUGGAACAGUUAUUUCUCUACUUAGUGUUUCGGAUAAGGACUCUGGUGUCAAUGGAAAAAUAAUUACAAGCAUAACCUCAGAUGUUCCCUUUGAAUUAAAACCUUCUUAUAAGGAGAACAUAUAUUCAGUUGUCACCACAGAACUUCUGGAUCGAGAGCAGGUGCCAACUUAUGACAUAACAAUAAAAUCCACUGAUUGUGGUGACCCUCUCUUAUCUACUUUUAAAGCUCUCAGUAUUCAGAUAUCAGAUGUAAAUGACAAUAAACCAAAGUUCUCUGAAAACCCUUUACAGUUUUAUCUGGUAGAAAAUAACGUUGCUGGAGGGUCAAUAUUCUCUGUGAGCGCAACAGAUGAAGACAUAAAUGAAAAUGCAGCUAUUUCAUAUCAUAUUGUGAGAGAGGGAAGUCAAAAUGGUAUGACAUCAUUUAUUAAUGUAAACCCUGUAAACGGACACAUAACCGCGUUGAAAAGUUUUGACUUUGAAACAGUGAAAACGUUCCAGUUCCAAGUUGUGGCCACAGAUUCUGGAACUCCGUCACUAAGCAGCAACGUCACAGUGAACGUGUUCAUUCUGGAUCAGAACGACAACGCUCCAGUCAUCCUGUAUCCAGUCAGCUCCAACGGGUCUGCUGAAGGUGUGGAGGAGAUUCCCCGCAAUGUGAACGCAGCACACUUGGUGACUAAAGUCAGAGCCUAUGACGCUGAUAUAGGAUAUAACGGCUGGUUACUGUUUUCACUGCAGGAAGUGACUGAGCACAGUCUCUUUGCUUUGGACCGCUAUACAGGACAGAUCAGAACACUUCGCUCAUUCACAGAGACAGACGAGGCUGAGCAGAAACUGGUCAUACUGGUCAAAGACAAUGGCAACGUUUCCCUCUCUGCAACAGCUACUGUCAUUGUCAAAGUUGUGGAGCCCAAAGAGGCUUUUGCGGCUUCUGAUGUUAAAAGUGCAACAAACGAUGAUGAGGAGAGUAAUGUCACUUUUUAUCUCAUGAUAACGUUGGCCUCAGUUUCAGCACUUUUUCUCAUCAGCAUCAUCGUGCUCAUUGCAAUGCAGUGCUCCAAAUCCACAGACUACACUUCCAAAUACCUACAAGAGACUAAUUAUGACGGGACACUGUGUCACAGCAUCCAGUACAGAUCUGGAGAGAAACGCUACAUGUUAGUGGGACCCAGAAUGAGUAUAGGAUCUACUAUAGUCCCGGGCAGCCAUGCCAACACACUAGUGCUCCCUGACAGGAGGAGGACUUCUACUGAGGUAAGAGCAUUUAGCCCUACGUCAUAAAUAUUGCUAAUCGCCUGUUUGUAACCGCUGUCCAUGGUGCUGAUGCGUUUGCUUCAUGUUGACAAGCAAGGGAGAGUCUAAGAAUAUAGAAAACAUGGCUCUGUUUUCUGACACAAGGGCUGUUUGUUUUCAAAUGGUGCAUAUCAUACUCAAAUGAGAAAUAUUUUAGAGGGAACAACGUUUUGUUUUUUUUUCUGUUGAGUUACGUCAUGUGUUAUGAGUUUCUUCAAAUGCUGAGCAAUAUUUACUUGAACGUUUGACUUAUAAAUCAUUUCAAUAUAACUGGCGCUCAAUUGAUACUGAAAUAUAUUAGGUAUUUGUGUUCCAGUUGAAGAUAAUAUGCAAAAUAAUCAUAAACACUUUCAAUA
Molecule: messenger RNA, 3061 nt
Organism: Labrus mixtus (cuckoo wrasse)
Lineage: Eukaryota; Metazoa; Chordata; Actinopteri; Labriformes; Labridae
Product: protocadherin alpha-8-like
Exons: 1
Coding region: 312-2693 (793 amino acids)
Biological process (GO): homophilic cell-cell adhesion
Cellular component (GO): plasma membrane
Molecular function (GO): calcium ion binding
Source: RefSeq, a predicted model, not a curated record